AUGCAUUUCACCACCCGCAGAGUUAGCGACGGCAAUGUCUUCCCAAUCUCCAACCCCCGACCACUCAACCGUGCAACAUCCCUCACAGACAGAGGGGGACGAUCAGGUUCUCCGUCAUUAAACAUGCCGCUACCCGACCGCCCACGACACCCGGCUCUCCUCCGCCUGCACAAGUUCCGCACCAUUCUGAUUCCCGUGACCGUGAUCCUAGUCUUCACGACGUUGAUCCUCGGCGGGAUCUACGCUUACUGUGUAGCGAAACCACACACCGCCAUCGCCGACCAACUAGCACAAGACAGUAGCGCCGAGGUCGACGGCUCGAUCUUCUCCAGACGGCAAGAGAAUUCAGACAUCGUGCCUGCUACCAAAGACCCUAACGAUCGCGAUUACACGGAGCCCCAGACCGCGCUUUUCUUUUACACCCUUACCACCCCAGCAGUCAGCCUCGUUCACCUCACCUUCGAGCUUAUCAUGCACCACCACACACCCAAGCACCUGAGCAAACGAUCCGCAUACAUCCUUCUCCUCGCAGCUACCUCCCUCCUGGCCGCCGGCUGGCUCACUACCCUCGGGUUCUGGAUGCACUGCGAACUGCCUCCUUUGAACAGCAGCCGCCAAGACCUCUGCCCCAUCCAGGUCCGCGGCCACUUCAUGUACGGGAUCCACGAGGUCAGCAUUGCGAAGACGGUCGUCGCUUGGCUGAUUGCCUUUGCGUAUCUCGGCCAUGCGAUCCUGGUGGCCAUCGGCUGCGGUGCCAUGAAGCGCGUGUGGAGGAUCACUGCUGGAGGCGGGAGUGGGAAGCUCGAGCGCGGCCAGGCUACGGAGAUUGUGGUCUCGGUGGAUGAUCAGUUGAAG
Molecule: messenger RNA, 855 nt
Organism: Exophiala aquamarina CBS 119918
Lineage: Eukaryota; Fungi; Ascomycota; Eurotiomycetes; Chaetothyriales; Herpotrichiellaceae
Exons: 1
Source: RefSeq, a predicted model, not a curated record